This is a messenger RNA of Ramularia collo-cygni, 2493 nucleotides long. RefSeq lists its product as uncharacterized. Gene Ontology annotation, biological process: DNA-templated transcription; transcription elongation by RNA polymerase I; transcription antitermination. Lineage: Eukaryota; Fungi; Ascomycota; Dothideomycetes; Mycosphaerellales; Mycosphaerellaceae. Gene Ontology annotation, molecular function: RNA polymerase II transcription regulatory region sequence-specific DNA binding. The record is from RefSeq and is a predicted model, not a curated record. The transcript has 2 exons. Gene Ontology annotation, cellular component: nucleus. The coding region runs from base 1 to 2493 and encodes 830 amino acids.
AUGUCAGAUGAGCCACGAAGAUCAGGGAGGGCCACGAAAGGGCAGCAUAAGAAUGCCUCAUCGUCGCCCGCUCCGAACACGAAGCCCACAAAGACGGUUAAAGGCAAGCCCACCAAGAAGUCGGCCGAAACAGAGCCGGCACCAAACGAAGACGAGCCAGAAGAGGUCAUUCGCUGUGUGUGCGGCAACACCAAUCCCCACGACAGACGCGCUUUCGUCAGCUGCGACGCGUGCGAAGUUUGGCAACAUAACGUUUGUAUGGGGGUCACAGACGACGACGAGGAGCUACCUGAGCACUAUUUCUGCGAGCAGUGCCGACCCGAGGAGCAUCAAGAAACGGUGCAGUCCAUGCAACGCGGCGAGCGGAUCUGGGAGAACCGGAAUCGCAUGUAUCAGAACGAGAAGAAGAUGAGCAAGAGUCGCAAAAGCAAAGGCAGGGCCGGCGAAGACUCGAAACCGGCGUGGCUCAAGAAAGACAUUCCACCUCUGGAGAUGGAGCCCGCGGAGCUGACACAACAUGUGGAGCCCGUCGAGCAGGCUGAACCAGCGCCAGUCCCAGCGGCAGCACCCACGCCAGCACCAGUGGCUACCAAUGGAGGCCAGGAUGCGACCAGCAACAGCAAGCGGAAGCGGGAGGACACAAUCGACCAUCAGGUCACUCCAUCCGCCGAGACAGCAGCGCAAGACGAGAAGCCAAACAAGCCGUCCAGGCAGGAGAAGCGUCGCAAGUCGACACCCGCGGCCAGCAAGGCUGCCACUGAUGCCAACACAGCCAUUGUGCCGAUAUCCCAGCUUCCACAGGACCGCCAAAAGGGUGCGCAGGCGCUUGCAAAGAUCAUUAGCGAUGACAUACAGGCGAGGACCAACUCUGGAUAUUCUCCUCCAGAUGGUCAGACUGCAUCCUCUUUAGGGGAGACGUAUGCAGCGAGAAUUGAGUAUGAAAUGCACAUGAACCACGGCGUCGGCCAACCCAACUACACCGGCCAAUUCAGAGCUUUACACGCCAAUCUCAAGAAGAACAAGAGCCUUGUCCAGAGACUCCUGUCCGGAUCGCUUACCGCAAGCGAGCUGGCGACUAUGAGCACGAGCGAUAUGGCGAGCGAGGAGCUCCAGCGCGAACGUGCAGAGAUGAAAGAAGUUCUCGAUCGGCAGGUAAUCGCAGUUGUCGAGGAGGGUCCAAGAUAUCGUCAGGAUCACAAGGGUGUGCAUCUCAUCGAGGACGAGACUCGGCACGGGACCGAUGCGCAGAUGACCGAUCACGAGUCGAGCACCCAGAGACCCAGUAUUGCUGAUGCCAGAACAAGCAGCCAUGGCCAGAGCGGCUCGCCAUCAGGAGAGUCACCUUUGGUCGUAGACACCGGCAGCCAGGCGGAUCCCAACGCAGAACGUCGUCCCACUAGCCAGCAUUUUGACAUGAAGAACAUCUGGGCUAAAACACAGCCGUCGCCCACAAUUGGCACUCCGCCCGCGGGAGCCCGUACAAUGCAAAUCGCUCCACGUCGCCGUAGUUCGAUAGCUCAGAAUGCGGCAAAGGUCGACCCAGACGUUGAUCGGAUGCUAGAGGACGAUGACGACUCCUACGCACCAGCGGACGUCACAGGCUCGGACCAAGUUGUCUGGCACGGCAAGCUGGUGCAGAGUAGUGAAGACAGCGCUCCGACGGUGAACGCGCGAUUCGUGGCAGGGCGAGACCUUGCGUCUACUGGAUCGUGGGCAUCUUUGCUCCCUCACAAGUUGUCCAUAGAUGGGCGCUUGCAGAUUGAAAAGGCUGAGCAAUACCUUUGUGGCUUGCGGUGGAGCUCCAGCAGUGAUGUGACGGUCCUCUCCCUCUCCCCAUACGACAACGCCGAUGCAUUCAACGAAGUGUUCGAUUACUUCCAUAGCAGGAAGCGGUAUGCUGUCGUCGAGAAAGACAAGCCACCUAUGGUGAAGGAUCUGUAUAUCAUACCGGUGGACGCCGGUGAGGCUCUUCCGGAACACGUGUUAAUGCUCGAACAUUGCAGUCUUAAGAAGCCUGUCGAGGAGAGGCUUCUUCUUGCCACCCUCAUCGUCGCACGAGCUCCAGAAGUCCAGUCUGCAGUGCAGGAAUCAGCACCAAUGCAGCAGUCCAACGGACAUCUCCCUCCACAUGUCCGCCAAAGCAUAGGUGGCCCGGCAGGCUCGCCGAUCAACGUGCAGAAUGCGACGUUCUCGCCGCCAAAUAGUGGGGGUCUUGGGGGUCCCCCCUCCCAUGAGAUCCCCCCAAAUCCGUACGUUGCACAGGCGCAACAGCAGCCUCCACCACGACCAGUGUCACAGCAUCCGAAUUCGAUGGUAAACAGCAUCCUGGGAGACUUGCAGUACUGCCCAACCGCACAAACGAUAUUCCAGGAGACAACACAUCUCGAGGAGAUUCAGCUUCGUAACUUGGCGCUGAUCCUGUCUCAGGAUGUGGUUGCCCGGACGGACUUCACAGCGCUCACUAACCGGCUGUACGGAUUGAAGUCGGCGUAG